Messenger RNA from Zophobas morio, 3765 nucleotides. RefSeq names its product protein stum (gene stum). Gene Ontology annotation, cellular component: sensory dendrite. Lineage: Eukaryota; Metazoa; Arthropoda; Insecta; Coleoptera; Tenebrionidae. The transcript is spliced from 9 exons. The coding region runs from base 430 to 3321 and encodes 963 amino acids. The record is from RefSeq and is a predicted model, not a curated record. Gene Ontology annotation, biological process: proprioception; sensory perception of mechanical stimulus; taxis.
UAUUUAUGCAGCCAGUGGUGAUCGUGCAUGUUUGACUCCCAAAACACUCGACUAUGAAGAAUUUUAUAUUUUAUUGUUUGUCUGUUUCACUUUUGUGUCUUUUAUAUCUAAAAUCGAUGGUCAGCGGCAGUGCAAUUCGUGAAACGGGAUGUUAUCUUGAUAGUGUUGGACAUUUUAAAACAGGAGAACAAAAAACAAUUCCUGGAGCAUGCAUUUCAGCUACCUGUCGAUCUAGUGGUUAUUUUACAGUGAGAACAUGUUAUAAAGUUCAGAUCGAUAUUCCAGGCUGUCACCUCAGUGCUAAGGAUUUUUCAAAACCUUAUCCGGAGUGUUGUCCCAAUAAGGUUCGACGAUGGCCCCAGUGUCAGAAAUCGGAGGAAUAUGAAGAUAAGACUAAAGCCGUAAAUUUUUUAGUUUUUUCUUUUAAAGAUGCGUUCUCCAGAACACAGGAACACUUAUACGAAUAGAACGGGCCAAAAUUAUGAUAAUGAGUUGUCUUCGCACUAUAAACCCCCUGGAGCUUUCACAGUACUUCCACCUGACGAUGAUUCGCCUCAGGAUCCUCCACAUGCUCCGCAGCCAUACAGGCUCACUCCAUCCGCCCGGCGGCACAAGAACAUGUCCUUCGCCAUCCUGGCCGAUCCCACCAGCGCCCCCGGCUCCCGCAGCCCGUCUCCAACCGGCCGCGUUAGCCCCUUCCGAGGCCGGGGCUUCAACCCCGCCGGGUCGCGGCACGCCUCCCCGGCCCCAUCGCCACCCCCCGAGGCCUUCAGCCCCUUCAGCGACUCGCCGCACCACUCCAAGAUCCCCCGGCUGUCCCGCCGCGGCAGCGCCACCGCCUUCGGCGAGAAAAUCACCGACUACCAAUCGUCGCCCAACCGGAGAAAGCUAAACUCGCAACUUAGCCAAAGCCUGACCAACAUCGCGCCCCCGCGGGUCUCCGGGCGGCCGCCCCCCAGCCCGCGGCGGACCACAGGGUACUCCAAGGUGGCGUUCCAGCGCCUGUCGCCCAUCGCGGGCAGUUCGCCGGAGCCAAGUCAAUCCCAGUCUUCCCCAAAAGUCAGUAGCUCUAGUAAUCAGCAAGCAAAUAGGUUCGCUUCGCCGGGUCGCAGCCGGAGCUUCGUGAAUCGGCCGCCUGUGAAAGCGGGGCUCAAAGCGGGGUCGAGGAACGUGAGUCGGGAGCCGAGUCCCGGGAAGAAUCCGACGUCUCCGACGAGGAUCCCGGUGAAGAGUUACAGGAACGUGCAAGCGAAAGUUAAUAGUUUUAGUAGGACUAAACCGAAAGUGCCUCCUAAACCACAAGUGCUUAGUGAAGAGACGACGGAAGAGUCGGAUGUAGGGACCGCCCGAAGGAGAGUCGGGAGGAGGGACAGCGUCGUGUCGAGGCCGAAUUCCAGAGGGAACCUAAACGCCAACACUAACAAUAAGAACAAUAAUAGUAGUAAAGGUACGAAGAGCGUUACGAAUGGGAACACCCUCAGUACCAAAAACGGUAAACCUAACCCUAAAACUAAAGGUAGUGACGACACCAAGACCCUUCCGAUCAAAAAAACAGACCCUAAACCCAGUUCUAAAACCAAAAGUGACAGUGGUGCCACCACCAGCGACAAUAACGUCAAAGAAUCGAGUGCAAGUGAGGCCAAACUCUCUGAAGAACUGAAAAAGUCUGAGAGCUCCGUCAAACUCUCAGACCUUCUUCAACCAUCAACCACAACAGUGGUUUCCACCACGACCACCACGGUAACCCAACCUUUGAAAAUCGAGGCGAAAAUCGACCCAGAAGCAUCCAUCGACAAUAAAACCAUCGCCCCUAUGGUGGACGGACGGGUUCUAAGUGCAACAAGUGUAUCCAACGCAAUGAACAAAAUGAACGACACUGUCAUAAACUCGCAGACACUGAUGAAGGAAACAGGUUUGACGAAACUAUCACCAGCUGCCAGUACCAUCAUCUCCAUGUCCAAAGACGACAAACCCGCGAAUCCAGCUUUAGAUACGAAAAACGCAACCACCGCGUUACCAACCGUGGAGGAAGCCCCCAGUAAAACCAUCGACAACGUCAAUAGCAACCACGUCACCUCCACCGGAAUCCUCCCAUCGGCCCGGGUUCUGGAAGAGCACGUCCAGAACAACAUGAGCAAACUAGCUCCAGAGACCAAGCUCGCCAAUUCCAUCCCGAAGAGCGCCAAUGACAGGAUUCUGGAGGCUCGGACCGUGGUGGCCCACGACGUCAAACCCAUCAAGAUCACGGUGAAGGAGAAACCCAUGGACGUAGAGGUCCAGAGCGGGAACAUCAGGUUCGACACCGCCAAUGGGCUGAAUGAGAGACCGGGCUUACCCCCGCCCCACCAGCCCUCCAACGACCCCCAGCAAGAAUCUCAAGACCCCCCCAAAGGCAACGUAUGCACGCGAUUUCUCUCGACAUGCAAGAAGAAAAUGUCAUGUAAAGCAUGCAAGAAGCAGAAAGACGAAAACAAGGACAAAACCAAGAAGAUCGACGAAGAGAAGGAAAAAACCGGAUGCUUCAACUGCCGGAGGAAGAAACCCGACGUUACCAUCAACGUGGAGAACGAUCCGAACGAACCCAAGAAGAAGUUGUGGGAGAGGAUGAAGUGCUGCGGGAAGAAUAAGGUCAGCGAUACUACAGGGUGUUUCCCCAGUGGUAAACGAAAAGAGAGCUGGGUUGGAGACAGGAGGGAUAGUAUACUGAGCGACCCACAGACUGAGAAGGCGAAGUGUUGUUCGAAAAUUGGGUGCAGAAAUUUCUUCCGGAAGAUGUUCUGUUUGGAUAAGUGUAGGAAGAAGAAGCCGAAGAUGGACGAGAUUGAGGAUAGUCGGAGGGCGUCGAUGAUGAGUAAGAAGAAGAGUUUGACACCGUCGUCAAUGCCUGUUGAGGACACCAAACCGAAAAUUGACGAAAGUCUCGUGGAACACUCGUCUCAAAUGAAAGCCGCUAUUCCUGUUCUUCCAGUAUGUCUGGCAUGGUUUUGCCUGGUCAUGAAUUGCAUAGCACCCGGAACCGGUACUAUUUUCAGCGGAAUGUUUUGUCUCUGCAUCGGCAAACCCCGAUUUUCCCAAAAAGAUGGCGUUCGGGCCCGAAUUUGGUCUUUCAUUAUCAACUUGGUGAUAGGUUUUGGUCAAUUUUUUACGAUAUUGUUUUGUUUAGUGGGUUGGGGGUGGUCCAUUUGGUGGGGCGUCAUUAUGGUGAAACUUGCCAGAAAAAACCGAAAAAUUAAAGCCUUAGAAGCAAACGAGCAAGAAGGGUCCAGACAAGUGCCAGCCGCCAAUCACCACUCUUCCAGAGAUCCGGAGCGACGAUCUUGAGAAGCGGCUAAAAGCAUAUCACUUCUUCUGGAAGAUUUUUCCUACAAUAUUUUGUACAAGCUUUUCGCACAAAUUAUGAAAUUUUCGAGUUAGCUGUUAGUUGGAAUUUGGAACCAGUUGUUUACUCUUCAGAAAUUGUUAUCGUUAAAGAGCCAUUUUUGCUGGUCAAAAAUGUUUUGUAACAAAUGUAGAUAAGACAUAGACGAAAUUUAUGCAACUUAUAAAAAUGAAAUUGACACUAUUUUUUGUAAGGAAUAAUGUAGAAAUGUAUUAUACAUUUUAUAGUGCAAGGUGAAGGUUGUUACUAAAAUACUAAUACGUUUGUAUGAAGUGUACAAAGGGUUUUUUCAAAGUAUUUAAACACUUCUCGUUCUAAUACUUCAACAAUGCAAUAACUUAUAGGUUAGGCACACAAUUAUAAAUUACAGAAAUAUUUUUCUAACU